CGGUCCCUGGGGACAUGGGUCCUGCUCUCCUCCUGCUGUUCACCGCAGCCAGCGUCUGGCACGGCUCAGCAUCCCCAGUGAUCAGCCAUGACCUCCCUGCUCUGGUUGUCAACACGGGUGAUCCAGUCAUCUUGCACUGCUCAGGAGAGUCAGAAGUUGAAUGGAAAAGCCAAAAGGAUACGUUCAGCAACCAUACCAGCAGCACACUCAGUAUUCCCAAGGCCACUUACAGGGAUACAGGCACCUAUAAGUGUGCUUACGUCAACAGAAGUGAUGAGGGCAUUGCAACUGUGCAUCUGUUUGUGCGAGAUCCCAAUAAUGUGUGGUACACCCCAACUUUCCGGAUCUUCGUGAGCAAAGGUGGUAAUGCUGAGCUCCCCUGUCUCAUCACGGCCCCCGAGUAUGGAUCCAGUGUGACUCUGAUAAUGGAUGACGCCUCUCGUCUCUCACCCGGGACCAACUAUUCUUUCAGUACUGAGAAAGGAAUAACACUUUACAAUGUGCAAAGCAAGCAGAAGGGCUUUUACCGAUGCCAAGCAGUGAUAAAUGGAAAAAUACAGAAGUCAUCAAGAAUAAGACUGAUUGUGGAAGAAGCACUGGAGAAGCCUGUAUCAGUGAUGAUGGACCCUAUAGACCAUGUGCGAAUCGUGGGCGAACCUUUCAAAGUCACUUGCAGAGUAAUUGCUCCUUCCCACAAGUAUGACAUCAGAUGGGUGACAGCAGCAAAGAGCGUCAGGAGAACUAAAAAGCCUAGCUUUGAAAAUGAGAACUACUUCAUCAGCGACAUCCUGUCCAUUCCAGCGGUGACCAUGGAAGAUAGUGGGAAAUACACUUGUAUAGCUAACAAUUCAGCAGGAUUCAGGAAUGCCUCGACAAUGCUUCAGGUAGUAGAGAGAGGUUAUGUAUUCCUGACCCCAAUGCAAGCCACCAGCCAGGAGGUUGCUUUGGGAGAGAGUCUGAAGCUGCAGGUCCACAUUGAGGCUUACCCAAAACUUCUCCACUGGAGCUGGCAGCACACGAACCUCUUGAAGAACUCUGGGAAUACCACAUUCAAGGGCCAAAUGAUCUCUGGAAACAACUGGUAUAACAACACACUCUUCCUGAACCGCCUGCAGGAAGGAGAGGGAGGUCCCUAUACAUUUUAUGCCCUCAACAAUGAGACCAAUGCAUCAGUUACCUUCAGUAUCUCUGUGAAAUCUCCUCCAAGGGUCUGCAAAAUCAAGGUGCCAGCCAAUGACUCCAGCAUCCUUCAAUGCAUGGCCAUCGGCUACCCUGCCCCACGCAUUGAGUGGUACCAGUGCCCCAUUCACUCUGACAGAUACAACGAGGACUAUAGGUUGCUACUGAACGACUCCAGUCCCCAGGUUGUGAACAUGUUGCCCUUCCAAGAGGUGGAGGUGGAGAGCAUUGUCCCGUUCCAGGAGCUGGGUGUCAAUUUUACCUUCUGCUGUGUGGCCACUAACAGAGAGGGGAACGCUUCUGACAUGUUUCACUCACUGACCAUCACCAGAAAUGUCAUGGCCCCCCCAAACAAGCUCUUCAGCCCCGUUCUCUCCACCUGCAUAGGUACAUCGGUCCUGCUGCUCCUCCUACUCCUCUUCCUCCUCUACAAGUACAACCAGAAACCCAAGUACCAGGUGCGGUGGAAGAUCAUUGAGGCCUGUGAAGGGAAUAACUACAUCUUUAUCGAUCCCACUCAGCUGCCAUACAAUGAAAAAUGGGAGUUUCCUAGGAAUAACCUCCAGUUUGGAAAAACUCUUGGAGCGGGAGCCUUUGGAAAAGUGGUAGAAGCCACCGCUUUUGGGCUGGGCAAAGAAGAUUCAGUCCUCAAAGUGGCUGUGAAGAUGCUAAAGUCAUCGGCAGACACAGAUGAGCAGGAAGCUCUUAUGUCUGAGCUGAAGAUCAUGAGUCACUUGGGACACCACGAGAACAUUGUUAACCUGCUGGGAGCAUGUACCUAUGGAGGCCCAAUCCUCGUCAUCACCGAGUACUGUCGCUAUGGAGAUCUGCUGAAUUUCCUGCGGAAGAAGGCUGAAUCCAUAAUUAUCCAGGACUCUGCCCUGGACACCUCUUUAGACAGCACUGCUGAUUACAAAAACGUUGACCUAGAGAAGAAAUACAUCCGCAGUGACAGUGGCUUUUCGAGCCAGGGUUUGGAAACGUAUGUUGAAAUGAGACCUGUGUCAUCACCAUCUCCAGCGUCAUCAGAUUCUGUGCAAGCCAGGGGGAAGAGCUCAGAGGAAGAAGAUGAAACCAGGGAGGACCUCCGUCCCCUCAAUCUCUCUGACCUGCUACAGUUCUCCAGCCAGGUGGCCCAGGGCAUGGCAUUCCUCGCAUCGAAGAACUGCAUCCACCGUGACUUAGCAGCCAGGAACGUGCUCGUAUCAGAUGGACGAGUAGCCAAGAUUUGUGACUUUGGCCUGGCCCGUGAUAUCAUGAAUGACUCUAACUAUGUUGUAAAAGGCAACGCCCGACUGCCCGUGAAAUGGAUGGCCCCAGAGAGCAUCUUUGACUGCAUCUACACAGUGCAGAGCGAUGUGUGGUCUUACGGCAUCCUUCUCUGGGAGAUCUUCUCCCUUGGUAAAAGUCCGUAUCCCGGCAUGGUGGUGAACAGCAAGUUCUACAGCAUGGUGAAGCAGGGAUACCAGAUGGCCAGGCCCGACUUCGCUCCCUUGGAAAUGUACAGCAUCAUGCAGGCAUGCUGGAGCCUGGAGCCCACACAGAGACCUACCUUCGACCAGAUCGGCUGCUUCAUUCAGAAAGAACUGGAGGUGCAUAAGGAACAGGACUACACCAACCUCCCCUCCACUGCUGAGGAAGACAGUGGCUGUGAUACCUCUGGCUGCUGUGAGGAGUCCUGCGAGCAAGAGGAGAGCGGCCAGCCCCUCCUCAAGAGCAACAACUAUCAGUUCUGUUAGCUGGUACCAUCGCCCCCGGGGUAGAUCCCUGUCCUCCCAGCUCUGCAGAGCGCACGGUUCUGCUCUGCCCUAGGACACAGAUUCCUUCUGCUUUGGCUCUCCUCUCCGUGCUUUCUGAAGUAUGAGUGUUACUGACUCCCUCACUGAAAGGAUAGCGCUGGAGCGACUCAAAACCAAGACUCACCAUGGGGUCCCUAAGGUCUUAUCUCAAGUGUAGCACAGAGUUGUUAGGAUGAUAACACGCUCCAUCUCUACAAGGUACAGAGCGGUCCCUGUCACCCGCCUCCCCACCCCCCGGAGGAGGCUGUGGGGUGUUUGUUUUUUUGUAGUUUGUUUUAAAAUACAAGUUGCAGCCAAGUAAGACACUUCCAAAAGUCACUCACGUGAGUGAACCCUUGUGUUUUAUGAGCACAUCUUGAACUAAGUCCCGAAGCUGGAACUGCUCCAUACACCAGAAGCAGCCCUCUUUCUUGGUGGUCCUGCUCUCUUCCCUUUGUCAGUCUGACCCUGGAUGUUGCAGAGUGAGUGUUUAGAUAUAGGUAAAGCCUCUACUUAGCAUUAAAUAUGCAUUAACCUCUACAUUUCCUCAUGCAAUCUACCUCUCUGCAGCUGGUGCUUCUGCAGGGAGCGUUUGGGAGACAACCCCAGGGUUAUGUGAACUUGUGCCCCAGUAACAGGACAGAGGGGCGGUUAUUUCUCAGGUAAAAUACAGAAGUAACCAGUGCUCUUCCACAUGAGCACCGAACACAAUCCCAAUCCAGGAAAGAACGGCAGCUUAAACACAUCUGGAAAUGAUCAGCAUAACACAUAUCCUACAAAACCUCUGAAUUGUUAAACAUGUAGCAAUCACUGCCUUUGUCACAAUUAUGCUCUUGUACAUAUUUUCCUGAGUGUAUUUUGAAUAGUACAGCUGAGGUAAUUUUUUUUCAUAAGCUAGGGCCUAAUGCCCUUAAACUUAUUUCUCAUCUAGCUCUUGUUCAGUGUAAAAAUGCCACAGCCACCUGGUCCUGUGUAGCCACCAGAAGUAGCUAAAGAACCUUCUUAGCUUCACCUGACUCGGUGGGUAAAGGAUCAGUAUUCCAGAUACAAGCACUGACAGGGCUCAGGCAAACUACAGCGAGACAGAACGACUGUAUGGCAGGUGGCCUUUGUCAUACUGCGAGCAAUUAUGUCAUGGCCACUUCUGAUUAUAUUAAACCUGGUUUUAUGCUAACACCAAGUGAUUCAUUCCUCCUUACUAAAUAAAAAGCUUAUGUAUUUCUAUCUGUCAGCAUUACAAAGAAUAAAAUAAGAUGUUUAACAAAACAAGUCUCUUCCAGGGCUUUAAGGACUGUUCUCAGAGGUGAAUGGAUCAGAGCACGGGUGAUGCACUGGAACCAUCCUCUCACACCCUGCAACUCUGCUCCAAUUCCUGACACACUUCUCAUUACCAGUUCUCAAAACCAUUCACUCUUGUGUAAUGCAAAAACUUAUUAAAAGCAA
Messenger RNA from Aptenodytes forsteri (emperor penguin), 4400 nucleotides. RefSeq names its product colony stimulating factor 1 receptor (gene CSF1R). The coding region runs from base 15 to 2918 and encodes 967 amino acids. The record is from RefSeq and is a predicted model, not a curated record. Gene Ontology annotation, molecular function: macrophage colony-stimulating factor receptor activity; cytokine binding; ATP binding. Lineage: Eukaryota; Metazoa; Chordata; Aves; Sphenisciformes; Spheniscidae. Gene Ontology annotation, biological process: multicellular organism development; protein phosphorylation; positive regulation of kinase activity. The transcript has 21 exons. Gene Ontology annotation, cellular component: signaling receptor complex; CSF1-CSF1R complex.